Molecule: messenger RNA, 3682 nt
Organism: Hypoxylon trugodes
Lineage: Eukaryota; Fungi; Ascomycota; Sordariomycetes; Xylariales; Hypoxylaceae
Exons: 6
Coding region: 364-3177 (937 amino acids)
Source: RefSeq, a predicted model, not a curated record
CCGAGCUAAACUCUAGCGUAAAGUUUGAACCUCUCCAUUAUCAGGCGGCGCGUGGGUUUGCAAUUUUCCUUGAAGGAACCAAACAACUUUAUAACUUUACAACUCUCCACCGUCUCUUUAUCCCCAAAUAUUCUUCUAUUCUAGCCAUUCACCAAAUACAUAUCAUUUGGGCUUCAGUGACGCGCCCAUCCAACCACUCAGGUUUUUCCCUUGAGUGGUUUCUGCGUCCUUCGGUACCAACUGAUUUUCUAAAUUUUAACUAGGAUUUCUCCGCGCGCGCCCUUAGGAUCUUGGGAUCUUUCUCUCAUAUCUCUUACCAUAUGUCCACCGAACCGAUCGCCUUCAACGCCUCCCAUAUCCAAAAUGGCGGCGCUGGUAUUGACACCAGCUCAGAUUGAGCUAGCCAAUUCUCUCACACCUGCCGAAUUGCCAACAAAGCUACGAUGCGCGGUCUGUAGCAAGUUGGCCGUAAAUGCCUUUCGAUUACCAUGCUGCGAAACAGCAAUAUGCGAAAAAUGUCAAUCUACCUUACCUUCUGUCUGCCCUGUCUGCGAGCACUCUCCCGUUUCCGCGUCCGACUGCACCAUUUAUAAAUCUCUCCGAACUACAAUCAGAGUCUUUUUGAAAACAGAAGAGAAGAAGCGAGAAGCUGCUAAACCAAGAACCAAUGGAUCUACGCCUACUACUCCAGCGCAGGACACUCCGACUCCGACCCAGACACGCACCCCCACCGAACAACCUACUACAGACGCCACUACAGCUGUGCAACCCACCGAAGCCCAAAACCCGGACCAGGUGGCACCAACUACCGCCGUUGAGUCAGAAGAGCCUGCGAUUACUGGUUCAAAACCGGACAUUAAUGGCGAGUCAAAAGAGGAUAUACCUUCAAGCGUGCAGGCAGGAGAGGAGCCAGCUGUGGAUGAAGAAUCCAAGGCAGUCGUCCCCGCCGAGCAAGAAGGCCAAGAUGGAGAGACAGCAGAGGAUGCUCAGGAGGCUGAGCAGGACGGCGACGACAAAAAUCAAUCAGCGCAAAACGGUAUGGGUACCGGUUUUGACUCGAUGAAUGGUGCCUUCAAUAUGAACUUCGGAAAUGGAGAUAUGAAUCAAAUGCAGAUGAUGAUGGCCAUGCAAAACGGGAUGAACCCAGCCGCUUUUGGCUCUUUCCCCAUGAUGGGAAUGAUGGACCCGAUGGCGAUGCAGAAUAUGAUGAUGAAUGGUGGUUUUGGUGUGCAGGGCAUAGGCAUGAACGGCAUGAACAUGAACAUGAGCAUGGGCAUGAAUGGGUUCAAUAGUGGCGGCAAUGACUGGAACGGACAGCAAUCAUGGAACGUCGGCCAAGAUAAUUUCAAUCCAAAUGCUCCUGGAAUGGGAAAUGGUGACUUUGGCAACUUUAAUGCUGGUUUCCGUACAGGCUUCAAUUCAGGUAACUAUGGUCACCACAACCAAUUCAAUGAUUAUCGCCGAGGCAACUAUGGAUACCGAGGAAGAGGCCGAGGCCGAGGCUUCUAUGGAGGUUAUAACCGUGGCGGAUAUCACCACGGAUAUAACAACUCGAACGCCAGUUGGUCCGGACAAGGCCCUCAGUACUCGGGUGAUAAAAAUGAUCAAUCGGCGUUGGAUGGCCCCCAAGUAGCAGAUCAAACUUCCGGAAAUGUUGACGAAUUUGGCCGAGUAAUCCGACCAGAAUCGAAUGAAGAUGCACAAAAUACCGGAGAGAACGAGCAAACCGAAGCAGCAGAUAACCAGGAUAGUACCGCUGAUGGAACCGACAAAUUAGCUCAGGAGAACCCGGAACAAGUACCUAACGAGAAUGGGUCGCACUCUGUGCAGGGCGACCCUACAAAUGAUAAGGGUGAUGUAUCUUCUAGAGAUCAGCAUUCAGCAGCACCUCAAGGCCCUUCUCAUGGAAGCGUUGGUCCAAUGCAUAUCCAAACUGCGGUUCCGGAUAGACCAUUGAAUGCCCCUACUGGGCCGAAAGCUAUGCGUCAAGGCCUUCCUAACACUAGUCUUCACCAUCUAAGAGCCCGUGGCCUCAUUACUGAUGAACAGAGUCCAAGCUCCCGUACUAAUCAUCCUCCGAUUGUGGCAAGCCCAGCGGAGGAUAAGCAAAAGUCGCGGAGUAGUUCUCUGCAUUCAUCCAAAGAUAAAGACCGACAAAACCGUGAACGUGAUCGUGAUCGAGAACGUGACGAAGAAGAGAAGAGCAGAGGACGCCACAGUGAUAGAGAUCGUGAUCAAUCUAGGACGCAUGCUGUAUCUAAGAGCCGCAGUCGCAGCAGGGAUCGUAAGGAGUCCCGUAAGCAUAGACGGCAUCGAUCCCCGUCUGUAUCGGAUGAUGAACGUGACGGUGGCCAUCGCCGCCGCAGGCAUAGGAGCAGAAAGCGAUCCACUAGAGAUGACACUGACUACAUAGGUCGCUCAAGGGAAGAGAAGUACGACGAGCGUUCUAGAUCGACGUCCCCUGUGGACCGUGAGCAUAAGCGUUCAAGUCAUAGGAGCCGACGCGACCGAGAUGAUAGGCGUCGAGAUCGUGACCGUGACAUCGAUAGGGAAAGCGACUACGAUCGACACCGAAAGUCCGGCCAUAGGUCCCACCGAGACCGAGAUCGAGAACAGGAUCGCGAACGAGAUAGAGACCGGGAGAAAGACCGUUCGAAGGAUCAUAGCCGCGAUCAUGACGAAGAUCGCCAUCGUCGCGGCAGUAAAGCAUCUAGUGCCCUACCAACUCCCAUAGAACCCUCAGAUAAAUCCUUCAACCCCCCAACCGGACCCCGCGGUAGCUUUUCUAUUAAAGGAGCUAGCAGCAAACCAAGUUCUUCUGGGCUCGAGAUCAAGGGCUCUAGUAGUAAACCAUCAAACUCGAGCAAACGCGACAGCGUACCGUCCCGUCGCGCUUCCCAGUCCUCGGUCGCCAGUCAGAAACCGACGCCCAGUGCCCCUACCAAGGAUCCGCAUACGCUAGAGCGUGAGGCUCGCGAUAGAGAGCGCUUGCUUAAGGAAGCGCAGCGGAUGGCGGUUAUCGCGGGACGUAGUUCAGGGGUAAAGCGCGGCCGCGAAGCAGGCGAUGAGCGUGGUGGACGGAGGAAGAGUAGGCGGAGUGAGGCGGUUAGUGUGGAGGAUGAGGAGGACCGUAUGAGACGUCUCGAGGCGGAACGCGAGGGGCGCCGCUGGGAUUAGUAUCACACGGUUACUCCGUAUAAAUGGAAGUGGGGCCGAUAUUCGCGUGGCUUGUGAUUGGCGGCGCCACCGACGAGAGUUGAUAUCUAAGCUCUGUUGUUUUAAAGGCCUUCUACAAGCUUGAUUACAGCGUUUUUAAAGGCGCGAAAAGAAAAGUGGGGGCGAGGUCGUCGUUUUUCUUAUUCCCAGCUGUACUAUAUUGCAUUGCGCCGACGCACAUUUUCCGUCUCGGGGAAGGAGAGGAGCAUUUUUUUUGGCAUGGGAGAAGGUCAUCGCAUGCGUCGUCGACACGCCAAAAUUAAAAUAUCAGGCCAGAAAAGCUAGAAAGGGCAAAAGUGGACGGAAGGAAGAGUCGGAGAUAGGAGACUUGGCAUUGUGAAGCCGGUCCAGCUUCAGCAUUACAUAGGUAGAUGCAUAGUUAAGGUACUUAAUUGAUACGCGGAUCAAGAAGAGGGAUGAUGGUUUGUUUUUGUUGAGUGAAUUUCGUGAUUAAUGAUGUAGUGAG